Cherax quadricarinatus is the source of this 968-nucleotide messenger RNA. NCBI's taxonomy places the organism in Eukaryota, Metazoa, Arthropoda, Malacostraca, Decapoda, Parastacidae. The record is from RefSeq and is a predicted model, not a curated record.
UUUUUUUCGAUUGCAAACAUUUUGCAUGUACAUUAUUUUUCAAGGCUUCAGCCAAAUGCAGAUGUACGACGAACUCAACUUGAUGCCUGGUGUGCCCUGGUUGUGAGUUGGGGAAGAAACAACAAUGUUAGCCAAAUUGAUGUCACAGAAGCAUCUAGUUUACCUGUGUUUAAGAACCCUUCCAUCAGUCGCUCCUUACCAGCAGAUAGUAUAAUGGUUGUCUUGGAGGAGUUGGCCAAACGUGGGAAUCUUGAAUGGAUGGACAAGACCAAACGAAGAGGGUACCUGUUUUGGCGAAGUCCAGCUGAAUGGGGUCAGCAGAUUUAUACAUGGGCUCAAGCCACCAGUCACAUCAACAGCGUUUGUACACUGUAUGAGAUCAGCCAAGGUGAUGAUACCAUCAAUCAAGAAUUUCAUGGGUUGGAUGGUGAUGUUCUCCUCAAAGCUUUGAAGUCAUUAGAAGUAGCUGGGAAAGCUGAGCUGAUGGAUUUUGGUGAUAAUAAAGGAGUCAAGUUCCUUUGAAACCAGUAAAUUAGUAAGUCAUGUAGUCAGAUAUAGCACAUUAUUUUUUCAUGUUCCACAAUAAAAACUUUUUUCAUGCACUUUAAAAUGAAAAUUUGCAGUAUUGUGCACAUUACAAGUUUCAUCUUAAUUUAAUUUUAGAGAGCAUCACUCUAAAUGAACUUUAAAUUCAACUCAUGGCAGCCCUGAACCUUACUGAUUAAAAUUAGUUAUAGUGGUGGCUACAGUUGAAAUUUAUUAUCAAUGGUAGUAUAUUCAUAAGGAAGCCAGCGUUUAAUUGAUAAUAUUUAACAUUUGUCAUACAAAUCAGACAUGUUAGGAUUUUUUCACUUGGUACUAACUUCUUGCUUUCAGUAUAGGCUAAUUAAUACAGUUGUGUUGUUAAUAUACUUUGAAUUUCCUGUGUCAGUCAGAUCUGAUGCCUGCAAAAUUUACUUGGGUUUUUU